Messenger RNA from Musca domestica (house fly), 1724 nucleotides. RefSeq lists its product as uncharacterized. Bases 380 to 1708 code for a protein of 442 amino acids. Lineage: Eukaryota; Metazoa; Arthropoda; Insecta; Diptera; Muscidae. The transcript is spliced from 5 exons. The record is from RefSeq and is a predicted model, not a curated record.
CUGAGGGAAAAAUCCCGUUGCGAAAUCAAGCACGUAUGUUGUCAUUUUCGCAACGACCCGUUGUUAUAUUUUUCAACAACGGCUGUUGGUGAAUUGUGCACGAACGUGCUCAAAUUGACACCGAGACGUGGUCAACUUUCGGUACCAACAACAGCCGUGCUUAAUUUGUCCAUUUGUAAUAUUGGUAAUUGCAGCCGAUUACACACGAGUAAAAAAUGACAACGGUGGUGCAUGAUUCACACACGGUCGUUGUCAAUAUGACACCGGUCGUGUAUGAAUUAUGCACCACCACCUGCAUAAUGAUGCACCACCGUUGUUACUUUGUACACCGACGUGCAUGAAUCGUACACGAUCGUUGCCAUUUUAGCAACUACCGUGUAUGAAUCAUGCACCACCGUUGUCAUUUUUUUUACUCGUGUGCAAUCGGCUGCAUAUUUACCAUUUUUUCCGUGUUAUUGAAAGAGAAAGGACGCAUUGUGCAAAAAAUUUAUUGAAAAUGAAUAAUAAUUCGCAAGAUCCUCAAAAUAUCAUUGGUGAGUUGUUAGAAAUCGAUGGCAAUAUUGUUGUGGUUCGCGAUACAAACCAUUGCAGCAGUCAAGAUGCGGAAAACAAUGAGGACGAUUAUAUGUUAAGGGAGUUCUUAAAAGGAAUAAAUAUGGAGUCGCUUUUUGAACAAUUAAAAGCAUCACAUGUAACAUUUCGCAGCUUGCAGUACUUGAAAAAAGAAGAUUUAAAGGAAGCAGUGCCACCAUUGGGACUGCGUGUUGAAUUCAGAGAAAAGCUCUUUGCUUGGAAAAAACGAAAGCUCGGGAUUGAUGACGAAACUAUGUCAGUUCCAUCUAAAAUAGGUGAAUGGUGGAAACGCAACGAGACACCUGCAAGUACUCCUGGUACUCCCGACACUACAGGUUCGAACUGCUCAAAAGCCAAAGGAAUUUUGUCAGAGGAUCUAACGGAAUUGUUAACACAUACCUCGAAGGGGAAACUAGCGCUUGAAUGUAGUAGCGUUAAUAAGAAAUUAAGUGACGAGCAAAGAGAUGAUAUAAUUAAUAUAAUUAUUGAAGAUAUUUUAACCAACAAUGUUACUCUUUACACUCAAGACUAUAUGCGCAUAUUGGAUGAAAUUUGUUCCGUUUUUCCUCUUGAAAACGAAAUGAGGGAUUAUUAUUACAUUUCAAGAAAAGGAAAGAACAACGCAAGCGGAAAACUUUAUGCCAAGUAUAGAAACAAGAAGUCCAAAAGAAUAAAGCUUUUGAUUUCCGAGCCUAGCACAAGCAAAGCAGCAACUCACACAUCUCCUAAUUUUUGUAACAAAGAUGUUCCCGAAAUUGAUGAAUCAGUUGAAAAUUCAUUGAAAGCUUCCUUACUAAGAGAAUGUAAUGAUUGGGGAUCGAUCUGCGAAAAAUGGAAAAGAUCUUUUAACAUACGGCAAAGAGAUAUAAAAAAUUUAAGUAGCCAUACAUUUCUCCUUGAAUGGACGAAGUUGUCCGAUGCAAGAGCUUCAGAAUUGGUAAGUAGCCAUGAGCUAUUUAUUUGUAUAUGGAUACUAAUGUUUCGUUUUAGGUCAACAUUGAUUUCGAUAUUAUGUAUCCACAGAAAGGCAAUCUUCUACUUUCUAAAUGGGACCAAUUUAAGAAAAAAAUUUACAAUUAUUAUGGGAAAAAUAUUCAUAACGAACAUUGCAAACAACUCUUCGCAAAUGUUUUGACGGCAAGCAGCAUAGG